Messenger RNA from Daphnia pulex (common water flea), 644 nucleotides. It is a transcript of the gene Roc1a, whose product is annotated as RING-box protein 1A. NCBI's taxonomy places the organism in Eukaryota, Metazoa, Arthropoda, Branchiopoda, Diplostraca, Daphniidae. Gene Ontology annotation, biological process: ubiquitin-dependent protein catabolic process; protein ubiquitination. The record is from RefSeq and is a predicted model, not a curated record. Gene Ontology annotation, molecular function: cullin family protein binding; zinc ion binding; ubiquitin protein ligase activity. Bases 131 to 481 code for a protein of 116 amino acids. The transcript is spliced from 6 exons. Gene Ontology annotation, cellular component: cullin-RING ubiquitin ligase complex; nucleus.
GAAGAGAAGACAGAACAGAAGACGAACGAAAAAAAGACCGCAUAACUGAGGAACCAAAAGUUGUUACGAGUCCCUCAUUUCAAUAAAAACAACAUUUAAAUUUCUGUGUGAUUAUCUAACAUAAUACGAGAUGGCUGAUGAUGCUCCUGGUAUGGAUGUGGAUGAGGAAGAAGUAGAACAGCCUUCAUCAUCCAAUGUAAAGGGUGAUAGAAAACGCUUUGAAGUGAAGAAGUGGAAUGCAGUUGCCUUGUGGGCUUGGGAUAUUGUUGUCGACAACUGUGCUAUUUGUCGUAAUCACAUUAUGGACCUCUGCAUUGAAUGUCAAGCCAAUCAGGCUUCAGCUACUAGUGAAGAAUGCACAGUUGCCUGGGGUGUCUGCAAUCAUGCCUUCCACUUCCAUUGUAUUUCUCGCUGGCUGAAGACUCGUCAGGUAUGCCCAUUGGAUAAUCGCGAAUGGGAAUUCCAAAAAUAUGGACAUUAAGUGGCCUGACGCCUGUCCUUUGUUUUUUGUGGAAUUCUUUUUUUUAUUAGCGCGUUUCAUGUUUGAAUACCGUCACUUCUUUUUUUUUCUUUCUCGGAAUCUUCUGAAACUGGCUGAAUUUUCGUGGCUAAGAAUUUCAAAAAUAAAUGUGCCCUUCAACUAU